AUGUCCGGAUCGACAUCCACAAACGAGCAGCAAGACCAGGAAACACCACAACAAACCCAGCAACAGCAGGCCCAAGAUGAAACGCAACAACAACAGCAACAACAACAGCAACAACAAGAACCAAAUUGUCCGCCGCAACAUCCGAAAUGGACUUGCGAGUACUGUACUUACGAGAACUAUCCCUUGUCACUCAAAUGCACCAUGUGUAAAGCGCCAAAACCUCUUCUCAACGAAGACAUUUUUCGACUUAGCCCCACGCAACAACUGUGCGCAACGAAUCGUUCGAACCCGAAUCUAGUGAGCGAUGCGGUAACAACGGGUGCCGUGGCGCCGCUGUUGGCGACACAAUCAACGUUCGCAUCGCCGAUCGAAUUUGAAUCUAAUCAAACCCGAUGGUCAUGCAGUGGUUGUACCUAUCUAAAUCCUCCCCACUCCCGACGCUGCUUGCAGUGUAGCACACGGAAGGAGGACCCUACCGCGAUUCUAGCAAAUGCACCCCUCGCCACUAUGCCGCGUCAACCCAAGGUCUCGCCACCGAAAGUGAUAACCGAUUAUGUGCGCAUCAGUGAACAGCUUAACGCGAUGAACAUAAGCCGAUGCAGUGGUUCCGAUGAUCCUGUCGUACCACCAGACAUGCCGGCCGGGGGUCCGGGUAAGCGACGAAACAAUUCCCCCUCGAAGACGACGGCGUACGGUACGAGCUCUUCGUGCCGGAUACCGGCGGAAAAAGAAACGGAUACGAGCGGAAAAAGUGGUGCCGGCCUCAAGCACGGAUCGUCGACACCCUCGACACCGGUGACCUGCUCGCCCGUUAACGGCGGUGGCAAAUGGUUCUGCGCGGCGUGCACCUACGAAAAUUGGCCCAAAUCGCUCAAAUGCUCGAUGUGUCUGCAUCCCCGUGAUACGGUGGCAACCGGGGGCGGAGGAAAGAGCAAUCUGGCAGCCGCGGCCAAAGUAUCGCCCGAACACGACGAGAACAGCGUGGCCAGCAGUAUCAUUGUGAACAAUAAGCGCAAUCAGCAGUUUGUAGCGCACGCAGAUGGAAUCAACAACAUGGACGUGUACCAGCAGGAGCGCCAUCUGCGACUGUUGCGCCGCCAACCGGACUGGGAUUGGCUGAAUGCGUGCAUAGGCAUCGCGGAGAACAACAUCGGAGCAGUGGAGGCUUAUCUAGACUGCGGUGGUGACCCCAGCCGCGCUCUAACACCGGCCGAAGUGAACCUUCUUAGUCAGAAUAACUGUGCUUUCGAUGUGGGCCAUACACUUAUUCAUCUGGCCAUUCGCUUCCAUCGUGACGAAAUGUUGCCCCUCCUGCUGGCGCAAAUUUCCGGUUCCGGGCCCGGCAUCAAGCGGGUUCCGUCGUACGUGGCGCCCGAUCUAGCGAGCGACAUUCGGCGACACUUUGCACAAUCGCUCCGGAUACGGAAGGCAUCGUUCAAUUGCCAGUACGUGAAUGAACAUGCCACGUUUUCGCUUCCGGCCGACAUCGAGGAGCUGCCGCUCGCCCUGCAGGAGCAGCUGUACGAGGAGCUGCUCGAUAAGGAUGCCCAAAAGCAACUGGAAAUGCCACCACCGGCCCUGAACUGGUCGCUGGAGGUCACCGAUCGGCUCGGGUCACGCUUGAUGGUGCUGUGGAAUCGAAGUGCCGGUGACUGUUUGCUGGAUUCGGUCAUGCAAGCAACCUGGGGUGUUUUCGAUCGGGACAAUAUGCUGCGCCGAGCGCUUGCCGACAGCUUGCAUCAGUGUGGUCAUAUCUUCCUUCCACGAUGGAAAGAGAACGAGCAGUUUCAGGCGGCCAUGCUGCAGUACACACUGGCCGAACGGCAGCUGGAGGAAGACUGGAGUACACUCCUGUCGCUCGCCAGCCACCCGGGCUCGUCGCUCGAACAGCUACACAUCUUCGCACUGGCCCACAUCAUGCGCCGUCCGAUCAUCGUGUACGGCGUGAAGUACGUGAAGAGCUUUCGCGGGGAAGACAUUGGCUUUGCCCGCUUCGAAGGUGUCUAUCUGCCGCUGCUGUGGGAGCAAAGCUUUUGCAUUACGUCCCCAAUCGCCCUCGGCUACACCAGGGGACACUUUAGUGCGCUCGUUCCGACGGAACCGUACUCGCGUAUCGAUGCCACGCGGGACGAACGCGAAGACAUCACCUUUCUGCCACUGAUGGACAGCGAGAUGAAGCUUUUACCGGUUCAUUUCUUAGGCAAGAACGAAAUUGGCCGCGAAGAGAUUUUGAUCCGACAGUGGCUGGAAGUAUGCGAAACCGAAGGAGGGCUGCUGGUUGCACAGCAGAAGCUACACAAACGUCCACUGUUAGUCGCUCAAAUGCUCGAAGAAUGGCUAAACCACUAUCGACGGAUAGCAAUUUCUAGGCUGUUUUAAAAUACAAACCAAUCCUGUUUCAACACGGCAAGCUCCAACACACAGGCAACGAAGGCACUGCUAGAAUUAGUCAUUUUAUUAUCGUUGAAGGUACGUCAAACUUUAGCACGCUGCGGGGCCGAUAUACGUAAAGGUGCACGUAGCAAUAGUCUAAUGUGUUUGCUGGUUUGGGAUCAUAGAUUGUGGUUUGAUGCCAAUGCGCUUCCGAUUUGGGACAACUGAAUGGAAGUUUCGUGGGCACGAUUCGUCGGUGAAUUGUUCUUUCGCCGUUCGCCGUGCGUGUGUAAGUGUUCGGUGAAAAUGUUAUUAUCCUUUACAUUUUAAAACGCCGCCCUCGGAUGGCGGUGGAAUAUUGAGUAACCCGAUGGCAGGAUUUUAAAACAAGGUUCAAUGUGUACUAGUCGUAGUAUCCGUUCGGCUGUGCUGCGUUCGCUUCCUUGCGUACGAUUGUUGCAAAACGAACAUUAUGCUGAUGGUGCUGUGGUACUCUCCUUUCGAAAGCCGUACGCAAGUGCGAGAGAACCCUAAUAAUUAGAGAAUAUAUUUUUGUAUCCCGUUUUCUCUAACUUUUUAUCAACACUUCAUUCCCAAUUAUACUAUCGGUACCACGGUCCCACAAACUUGAAAUGCUUCAUCCACACACACUGAUGGGGCAAUUACUGAAGGCAGCAACAACCGUUUGCCUUUAGUGUUUCGAACUUAGUUUUAAGAAUAAAUACCGAAUCCUGUUCUUUCCGAAACCAUUUACUCAAACAAUUCUCAAAAGUUUUUGCAAUAAGCAUCCCCCGCGUCGUUUCUCUUGACUCUCUGUGUUAUCAUGGAAGUCUUUUUUUCUGACGGUGUGCUGGAAAAGGAAAACGGAAAAGUAUUAAAAUCGAACCAGCUUUGGGUUAAGCAUUUCCCAGCUCCACUACGCGUGAAGAACUGUGUUAUCGGCAUCCAUGAAUGCGUCCGGUGGCACAGAGCAUCUGUGAUUGUCAAUUACGCCAGUGGGAUGAUGCCAGCGGGGUCACUACAAGCUACCGAAGCAUAAAUGCAUUCGAAAACUCAAUGCAACAGCGCACGGUAAACCCGAUGACGUACGAUAAGCAGUACUUGUUAUCGAGCCAGAAAGCUUUUUAAGCAUUAUCGCGAACCACAUCCGCACGCGACUACGAAAGGAGGUAGCCCUGUCCACGCUUGAGUUCCAGCACAGCUCCAUCCUCGCCGGUGGUAUUCGUAAACUUUAAACCAUGCUGCAGAUGUAGCUAAAAACGCGACUCGAUAGAAGCCUCAAUUCGUUCGUUGAAAUUGAGUUCGGACCGAUGCUGCACGAAAGGCUUCAAGAAGCCGCCCCGUUCCAGAAUGUCCUACACCGUAGACCAGAUAGAGUAGAUAAAUUAAUGAACAGAGAGCCAGAAAAAUUUAAUUCUACACAUGCGCACGCGCAAAGUAAAACGCACCGUCUGGCGAUGCGGUCCCACGGUGGAUAAACGAUGCAACUAAAGAAUCAAGCUGCGAACAUGAUGCGAAAAUAGUUUGCCGAAAAAGUAGAUAAAAUCUAUUUUGAGGAAUUUUGAUUUCUAGUGCUGCUACUGUACUCUAAUAUCAUACCUGUAACUCCUACACACAUUGUUACGCUUUGUUAAGUUUCAACGUGAUGUUCGUUCGCUUUUUUGGGUUCAAAACUGGUAGAGUGUACAUACAGGUUGCGUUCA
Molecule: messenger RNA, 4076 nt
Organism: Anopheles cruzii
Lineage: Eukaryota; Metazoa; Arthropoda; Insecta; Diptera; Culicidae
Gene: trbd
Product: ubiquitin thioesterase trabid
Exons: 5
Coding region: 1-2379 (792 amino acids)
Biological process (GO): cytoskeleton organization; protein deubiquitination involved in ubiquitin-dependent protein catabolic process; protein K33-linked deubiquitination
Cellular component (GO): cytoplasm; nucleus
Molecular function (GO): cysteine-type deubiquitinase activity; K63-linked polyubiquitin modification-dependent protein binding
Source: RefSeq, a predicted model, not a curated record